Molecule: messenger RNA, 2549 nt
Organism: Macadamia integrifolia
Lineage: Eukaryota; Viridiplantae; Streptophyta; Magnoliopsida; Proteales; Proteaceae
Product: protein FAF-like, chloroplastic
Exons: 2
Coding region: 240-1934 (564 amino acids)
Source: RefSeq, a predicted model, not a curated record
CCCUCCCUUCUCUUGUUAUCCACCACGGCCUCCUCAAACAUCUUAUUCAACAAUCAUCAACAUCAUCGCCUCCACCCUACCAUUCUAUCAUCUCCCUUCUUUUCUCUUGAGGCCAAAAUUUAACAAACUCAACUCCACCAUCACUGCUCUCUGUCACCCUUUGCUGCUCCUUUUUGGGAUUGUUUCAGUGGGAGUCUUACAUCACUAAAUCGUCCCUGACUGAGUUGGAUCGGGCAGAGAUGUCGAGUUCGAAUUGUGCCCUCAGUGUGACUAGCAGGGGGAUAUUGAGAAUGGAAGAUGAGGCCAAGAAGGCCAAUGAGAAGCAGGGGAUCGGAUCCAUCUUAGGAUCCGAACCCGAAAGAUCCAAGACGGCCGCAUCCUUACGGAGGACUCUCUCCGCCGACAUGUCCUCCAAGAAAUGGUUGGGACGUCAUGGGUUCACCCCUUUGAAGAAGAUCCCUUCCUCUGAAUCUUUCCCUGUUCUCUCCUCCUCUGUUACCUCUUCUUCUUCUUCUUCUUCUUCUAGUUCGUCGCUUUCAGAAGGAGAAGAAGAUGAAGACUUAGUGUUGGGAAGAACAAGGAAGAAACCUGAGUGGAGUAAUUUGAUCGUCCAAACUGAGAAGCAACAGAAGGAGGACCUGGAACGACCUGGGUUUUCUGAUAUUUGGGGCUCGAUUCUGUCCCAAAAGGCAGAGGACUCAUCGAAAUCCUCUUCAUCCCUCUACAUUCCCUCACCUGUGAAGAGAUCGAAGAGCUCGUUGAGCCAGAAGAGUCUCGAGAUCUGUACUGAGAGUCUUGGUUCAGAGACUGGCUCCGAUGGUUUCUCCUCUUACCCAUCAUCAGAAACAAGUGAAUUGGAAGAUAAAUCAGCAGAAGGGGAACAGAGCAACAAAGAAACUAAGGAAGUCUCUCAUACUGAGAUAGUGGAAGAAAAGAUGGAGUUUUCUGAGACAAGGAAAUCACCUACUCGAUCGUUCCCUCCGCCGUUACCGUCUCUUUCUCGACGAGAAGGACCGGGAGUACUCAUGCGAUCUCAUCGCACUGAUGGUCGUUUGGUCCUUGAAGCUGUUCCUGUUUCUUCUUACAAUUACUUCCACUCUGAACGCCAAUCUGGGCGCCUUCUUCUCAGUUUCAUUAAAAACCCAUCUGAAGAACUAAUGGAGACCGACGAUGAAGAAGAAGAGGAAGAAUUGGAAGUAGAGAAGGAAGUGGAAGCAGACGUUUUUGAUGAAUUUGGAGGUUUCGAUGAAGAGGAAGAGACUGAGAAAGUCCAAAACAGAGGAAUUGUGACAGAGGUUGUGAAGACAAGUCAACCAACUGUGAUGGUGCCAUGUGAGGUGAUCGGUGUUCAUAGGUCAGCAGCAAUUUUGACAAACAAGCUCAUGGGUUUAUCUAACAAGAACCCAACUUGGUCUCAAUCUUACAACAAGAAUAUCAAACUACUGGAGAUGGAAGAGGAGGAGGCAGAGGAGGAGGAAGAAGAAGAAGAGAUUGAAGAGGAGGAGCCAACACUGCCACAGUCGCUGCCAUGCCUACCAAGGUUGGCUCGCCUAAUUGCAUCCCCUGCAACAGCGGCAGCAGCCGCUGCUUCUUUCAAUGCAUAUGACUACUUCUGGAGGGCAAAGCCUUCAGCUACUGCUGCGGCAGCGAUGAAUCCAACCCAGGAACCACUUCCAGCACCACUCAUCGUCGACAACAACAACAAUCUUUGCUAUUACCCCAACAAGCUCCACCAAAACAAGAACAAGAGUAAUAACAAUAACAAAUCAGUGAUUUCCAAAGAGGGUUUGAAGCAUCAAGAGCAGCAGAAAAAGAAAAUGGUCUUAAGAGGGAACGAAGCAGAUCGCUUAGUUCCUCCGGUGAUCAGAGGAUGCAAAGAACAAAGAAAGUCACUGCUCAUCUGGCAGCCGCCACGUUGCAUUGCCACCUCUUAAUCCAUUCAUCAUCGUCACGUGUUUAUUUCUUCCAACCCAUAUAGAUUUUGGAUCUUAAUUUCUCUCUCUUUCUCUCUCUCCUUUCUGUUUUUUCUGAGUCUACAUUAUCGUGUUACUGUUAGUUACUGUUUCAAAUAAACAAAAAGAGGAACAAGAAGAGCACAGGGGACGAGUAAACUCCUGGUUUAGACUUUGGAAAUCAAAUUAAAGCUCCGACGAAGAGAGAUUUGAUUAAUCAGUUAGGCUAUAAAGUGUGGUUUUAAGAAUAAUAAAAUCAAAGUCCCAGCUUUGAUCUUUCUUCUCUCUUUUUGCCUUUGGAAAAAGGAAAUUUUCUUCUUCUUUGACCGACUUGAGCUGGAGAGAGAGAGAGAGACGGAGAUUGGUGGAUUGAGGGUCCUCUGUCUGACGUCCGCCGGCUUUUGAAGGUAUCUUGUGGACUCUGCUGAAGCAGAGGAAAGGAGAAGAGCUAGGUGGGCUGCCGAGGUGCUCUUUUUUUCUGAUUUGGGGGGAUUUGUUUUGUUGGGUUGGAAAGAGUGGUGAGGGGGGUAAUGUAUCUCCAUUAUGAUGCUUUGCUUUAUCUCUGCAACCCAGUGAGAUUUAUAUAAUUUCACUUCA